AUGGAGGCGAUUAAGAAAAAGAUGCUUGCAAUGAAGUUAGAUAAAGAAAAUGCCAUUGAUCUGGCCGAUCAACUGGAGGAACAGAUGAAAGAAAAGGAAAUGGAAAUGUCCAAGAAGGAAGAAGAAAUGGCCGAUGUUGUCAAGCGCUACCAAAGUCUCGAGGCUGAGAAAGAAGCUGCUGAAUCGCAACUAACGGAGACUAAUCAAAAACUUGAAGACACCGAGAAACGAGCACAAGAGCACAGAAGGUACUCAUCUACUUCGGUGUCCAGUCGCCCAAGACGUGGUGUUCACAGAACUUAUAAUUCACCACGGCUAGCACAAGUGUCCAUACCACCACAAAUAAACCCGCAAAGCCAGCACUGCUAUCAAUAUUAUCAUCAUCAACGGGAUUCCCACAGAUGGCACAACAAUCAGAAAUCCAACGAUAGUCUUCCACUCAGAAUGUCAUCUUCUUUUAUCGACUUUUCUUCUAGCUCAUCUUCAUCAGUAUAUCAGUCUUCUACCCCCCAGCAACUUCGAAGACAGAGAAGAAGCAGAAAUAGACGUGGUUUUAAAAAUAAACAGCGGCCAGUUAAUUAUGGCUGUGAAUGUACAUGUCAACAUUGUGGAAAGCCUACAACUCCUACUGAUGUUAUGUUUAUUAGCAUGUAUGAUUUCAAUACUCUUGGCUCUCGUCCAGAACCAGAAGGAUGUGCAGCCAAUCCCAUACAUCAAGAGGAGCAUGUCAGACCAACAAAGAAAAGUUAUGUUCCCUACUCUGUCGACGAACCACUUUUUUCUGAUUAUGGUGAUAAAAGUGAUAGUGAUGAUGAUUACGUCAUUGCUCGAAAGAAGCAGUCUAUCAAAGACCAGAAAACAGCAUUUGCCGAGGCAUAUUGCGCGUCAAAAUUAAAUUCCGGGACACUUAUUCAGUUGGCAAUUAUCGAAGCGGAGUUAAAGAAUCUUGUUCAUUCGUCACUGGAUAAGGUAAAAUAA
This is a messenger RNA of Rodentolepis nana, 978 nucleotides long. The record is from the annotation of a GenBank genome assembly. NCBI's taxonomy places the organism in Eukaryota, Metazoa, Platyhelminthes, Cestoda, Cyclophyllidea, Hymenolepididae.